Electrophorus electricus (electric eel) is the source of this 1329-nucleotide messenger RNA. RefSeq names its product coagulation factor VII (gene f7). The record is from RefSeq and is a predicted model, not a curated record. NCBI's taxonomy places the organism in Eukaryota, Metazoa, Chordata, Actinopteri, Gymnotiformes, Gymnotidae. Gene Ontology annotation, cellular component: extracellular region. Gene Ontology annotation, biological process: blood coagulation; proteolysis. Gene Ontology annotation, molecular function: serine-type endopeptidase activity; calcium ion binding.
AUGAAACUCCUAACUCUGCUCUUCCUGCUACUGGCCUUACACUGCUGUCAUCCCGCUUCAGUGUUUGUGAGCCAGAAAGAUGCCCACAGAGUUUUUGCUCGAACUAAGCGAGCAAACUUAGGCUGGUUCGAAGAGCUGAAGAUGGGUGAUCUGGAGAGGGAGUGUCUAGAGGAAAAAUGCUCUUAUGAGGAGGCCAGAGAGGUGUUUGAACACACAGAAGUUACGGAUGAAUUCUGGAAAACAUACAAUGUCAAAGAUGUUUGUCUGUCAAGGCCAUGUAAAAACAACGGUACCUGCAUGCAACUAAUGGAAAUGUACACAUGCAUUUGCCCACGGGGUUUCCUUGGGCGUGACUGCGAGUACAUAAUUAAAGAAAUUCCUGACUCCUGCCUUCAUAAAAAUGGCAGAUGUGACCAUUUUUGUGCGGAGGGAAAGGGGCCACGUAGCUGUUCCUGUGCAGAUGGGUACUUCCUUGGGACAGAUGGUCAAAGCUGUCUAACCAAUGAGCUCUUUCCUUGUGGCAAGGUCCCACUUCUUCAAGGCAACACUGGUACAAAUAAGGACCUUCAGCAGGACCCACGGGCACGUAUAGUAGGAGGCACAGAGUGUCCCAGAGGUCACUGCCCCUGGCAGGUCUUGCUGAAAUAUGGUGACAAGGGCUUCUGUGGUGGUGUGAUCAUAAAGCCCACAUGGGUCCUCACGGCUUCUCACUGUUUAGAGAAGCUCGCUGUCAAGUUUCUAAAGAUUGUUGCAGGCGAGCAUGACAUUGACAUAAAUGAAGGUUCGGAGCAGACAAUAGAAGUGCAGGAGAUAAUCAUGCACCCCGACUACGUCUCAGCAAAUGCGGACAGCGACAUCGCCCUUCUGCGUCUCCACCGGCCCAUCAUCUACAGCACAUAUGCCGUUCCUGUGUGCCUUCCUCGCCGAGACCUUGCCACACGGGAACUGUGGGCCAUCCACCUUCACACCGUGAGCGGAUGGGGACGGCGUAGUGAGGGCGGGCCUACCUCACGGGUUCUACGGAAACUCGACGUGCCACGGAUUCGCACGCAAGACUGCGUGAAGGACAGCAAUAUUUCGCUGACCGAUAACAUGUUCUGCGCUGGCUACAUUGAAGGUAAAGAAGACUCCUGCAAGGGUGACAGUGGUGGACCUUUGGUGACCCGUUAUGGAAACACUACAUUUCUCCUGGGAAUUGUGAGCUGGGGGAAAGGAUGUGCACGCCCAGGACACUAUGGCAUAUACACACGUGUGUCCAAUUACCUGGAGUGGAUAGACAAGCAUGUCUUGGCACCAGUUGUCAAUUCAACAAAGGCACCACUGGCAUAA